Messenger RNA from Mesorhabditis spiculigera, 1248 nucleotides. The record is from the annotation of a GenBank genome assembly. Lineage: Eukaryota; Metazoa; Nematoda; Chromadorea; Rhabditida; Rhabditidae.
AUGGACAAACGAGCCCGUUCCGAGGCCGCCCGCGUCGAGGCCCUGGCCGCGAAGAGACGGAUGGAGCAGCAGCGAGCCUCAAUCGUCGCCCAAUCCCUCAAGCAAAUUGAUGCCCAGGCCUCUAAGCGUGUGGUAUUUGACUCGGAUUCGGACGCGGAUGACAACACCGACCCGAAGCCCGAAAAGCCCGAGAAGAAGAAAAACGCACUGCAAUUAUUCGAUUCGGACGAUGAUGAGGGCGAAAAACCAGAGCUCCCACAAAUCGUGAUCAAGAAUCGGCACACCGGCGAGAAAGGAGAGAAAUUGAUGCAGCUGGAAGCUAGCUUUGGAAACGACGCCCGCUUCCGGCUGGACGAGAAAUUCGCGAGUGACCACGAAGACGGGGCAUCUGGAGACGAGGAGCACGUGGAAAUUCAGGCCGAGAAGAACCAACACAAACGGAUUUUGGAAAAGGUCCUCGGCAAACAGCUAAAAACCGACAUCAAGCCAAAAGCCGAAGCAAAAUCGUCGGCGUCAAUGGUGCGGCCGUUCAACCGCUUCGACCCUGAAAAUGAGGAACAUGUGAGGUGGAUGCAAGAGUUUGAGAGGGCCCGACGACUAGAAGCCGGCGACGAAGUCGAACCGGAAGCUGGUGACGACGACGAGCCGAAAGUGGUCAGGAAGAAGGAAAAGAAGCGGAAAGCCGCCCCGGAGCCGACGAAAGAAAACAAGCAGCGCUUCUACCAUAUGGACGACGAUUUCCUCAAACAUUUGCGAGAUGCGCAGAACGCGAUCCCCGACAUCUCGUCGUUUUUCACUGGUUCUGCGCCAGUUAAAAGGGAUCCGGUAGAGGAGGAGGAAGCAGCUUCAUCGAGUGAAGACGAGACGAUACCGGCAAAACGUGCCCGGCAAGAGGAGAAGCCGGGCGUAGAAGGUGCUGACGGUGAUGUGAAGCCGAAGCUAGGGAGAGGCCCCGUGAAGAAGGACGAGGACGAGAUCGGAGAAGACGUUUCCCAAGCCGACCUCAGCAAGAAAGUCGAGUUGAAUCGGAUUCCAUUCUUUUUCACAGGAGAUGAGCCGGCCGUCCGUUCUGUGGUAUCCAAUUUCCGGCGCACCCAGGACGAGGAAAAGAUCAAGGCGAAAUGGGGCAAGUAUCAGCAGAAAGUGUGGAAUAUCGUCACCAGCAUGAAGAAAAACGCGAAGCGAGCGCAGAAGGAACGCGGGCUGAAGUACGACUACUCGCGACGCGACACGCCCCAUCAAGCCGCU